CCCAGUGGAAUCCUUUUCAGAUAUUCUCGUCUGACGACAGUACUGACAUCAGCAAUCUCGCUAGUUUCCGAGAUCUGUGUUUGGAGUAAGGGGAAAUAAAAACAAAGUAGUUGGACUAUCUCUGUGUAGGAUAUUAUAAAAUGCCCAGCAAGAAGAAGAAAUACAAUGCCAGAUUCCCUCCGGCCAGAAUUAAGAAGAUAAUGCAGACGGAUGAGGAGAUAGGCAAAGUUGCUGCUGCAGUUCCAGUUAUAAUUUCGCGGGCCCUGGAGCUCUUCCUGGAGUCGCUCCUGACGAAAGCAUGUCAUGUCACACAGUCUCGUAACGCCAAGACCAUGACCACGUCACACUUGAAGCAGUGCAUCGAGUUGGAGCAACAGUUUGACUUCCUGAAGGAUCUGGUGGCAGCCGUUCCCGACAUGCAGGGGGAGGGGGAGGACAACCACACGGAAGGGCCCGGGGAGAAGGUCCCGCGCAGAGGUCGCAAGCCAGGAUCAGGUCGCAAGAAUGGAGGUGCAGGCGCCAAGGGCAAAGAUAAGAAGCUGUCAGGCACAGAAUCUGAGCAGGAGGAGGACUCGGAAGACAGCGAGACAGAUGGCGAGGAGGAGGACGGCUCCCAGUCGAGCACCAAUCAGCAGUCAGCAUCACACUUCGACAGUCACGACAUGGCCCCACAGUACACGCACAUGGGCACAUUACCGGGAGGUGUGGCCCCCAUGCAGCCGGCCUCCUUUGCCCCCCACCCCUCGCUGAUGGCUACCGCGCCACCCACUGCCCCCGUGCCCCACCCCGAUCAGGAAGAUGACGACGAGGACUACGACUCUUAGCUCCCCCCACCUCCUCCUCCUUCUCACCUCCUCUCUCCCUUCUCCAAAACCUCCCCCUACUCUUUUACGAUUUCUUUUACUCUUAGGUUCUUCUCUCGUCUGGCUGCCUGCUUUGCUCUCGUAUAGGGUUGUGUAGGGCGUCUUUGGUGGGGGAUUGGAUGACCGCAAGUGGUAACUUCAAUGCAAGGAAACCCCCCCCAACCCCUACACCUUUUUGUGUGUGUCCCCCCUCCCUCUACUGAACACAAGAGAUUUCUUGAUACUGUAGAGGAUGAGCAGCAGUCUCCAUGUGAAGACUUAAGACUUGGUUGUAUAUUAGCUAAUGUGUUUUUGAGUUUCUCUGUUUCAUUCUUUUUUUCUUUUUUUUUUUGUUAUUGUUUUUAAUUCUUAUUUUAUUGUGAAGCAGGAAGACAGGAAGGAGACAAAAAAAAGAAAACGUUUAGAAUCCAGAAUCCAGUAAGUUUCUUGUUGUAAUAACAGAAAUUUAGACAUGGAGGGCCAACCUUCUGGAUUAGUUUAGGAUACCUCCUUUUUAGUUUGCACUUUGUCUGUGUUUCCUUUAGUUUCCACCAAUCAUAAUGCACACCUAAACAGGAAAGAAACAAAUACAGAAGAAAAGAAGCUAUACAUAUCACCCCAUUCCCGACUGUUUAUUAUAGAGCCAUUGCUGCUCUGCUUUGCGUAAAAAAAAAAAGAAAAAGAAAAACAAGUGUCCCCAGUACACUGGAAAAAUCACACAUCUACUCCUCAUAAUGGAGGAGAGAAGAAUUUUAAAUAAUUCAUUUUCAUCUUGGUGUAUUGGCUGUACAAAUGUUGCCACAAUGUUGUAACGAUCAGUCAUACACCCUGAGAAAUAGGAGCAGUUUCCCAGUUUGUCUUGUUGAAGGUUUCCUGGCAGAUCUGAAAAAGGAAAUGUAAACAGUGCCAGUCUCUUUGCCGUCUCGUGAGCUGGCUGAAAUCUUCACGACAGAGAAAAGAAUGGAUUCACUAAAUUAAUUCUCCAACGCCUUUUCUAUGCUGUUGUAUUGUAAAUUGUUUUUUAUUAUGAAAUCCCCCUGUCAACCGUAACUCGAAUCCUACUUCCGCUAAGGAGGAGGAGUAUCAGUGUGUGUACGCCAAGGCAACACGAGGUGCAAACAGUAAACUUUUUAAAAGCUCACUUUGGGAUUUAUCGCCUCAGUCAUGCUGCUCAAAAGUGGAUUUUACUUCAAUAUUGUUUCCGUUGUGGUUUAUUUUCUUGUGUCACAGCCACACUGGCUUUCAUUGGUUGAGCAGAACGGAGCAGGCACUCGUAUGUGAACAUGGCCGAUCCGGCAAGUCGGGUUCAGAAUUGGCUCGGACUGGGGGCUGAUCUGGCACUGAUGUGGCCCUGAUGUGGUCCUGGUGAGGCCCUGUUUCAAAGCUAGUUGCUCUCCCAGGUCAUUUACAACACUGAAGUCUCACUUAAGUCUUCUUAUGUACCUCAACAUAGAGACGUUUAGAUAUUUACAUUACAUUUGUUCUGUUCCCUAUUCUUUUACAUUGUUUUAAUCUGCUCAGCAAGUCCCCCCGACCCCUCCAAUUGUAUUUCUGCCCCC
Clupea harengus (Atlantic herring) is the source of this 2401-nucleotide messenger RNA. It is a transcript of the gene drap1, whose product is annotated as DR1 associated protein 1. Gene Ontology annotation, molecular function: RNA polymerase II general transcription initiation factor activity; core promoter sequence-specific DNA binding; protein heterodimerization activity. Gene Ontology annotation, cellular component: negative cofactor 2 complex; nucleus. The record is from RefSeq and is a predicted model, not a curated record. Lineage: Eukaryota; Metazoa; Chordata; Actinopteri; Clupeiformes; Clupeidae. Gene Ontology annotation, biological process: transcription by RNA polymerase II.